Salarias fasciatus (jewelled blenny) is the source of this 2021-nucleotide messenger RNA. RefSeq names its product seryl-tRNA synthetase 1 (gene sars1). Bases 45 to 1688 code for a protein of 547 amino acids. Gene Ontology annotation, molecular function: ATP binding; serine-tRNA ligase activity. Gene Ontology annotation, biological process: seryl-tRNA aminoacylation. The transcript is spliced from 10 exons. NCBI's taxonomy places the organism in Eukaryota, Metazoa, Chordata, Actinopteri, Blenniiformes, Blenniidae. The record is from RefSeq and is a predicted model, not a curated record.
UACACACGCACACAUUUACGUACAGGGACGCAGCGUGGAGAGACAUGGUGCUCGACUUGGACCUGUUCCGGACCGACAAAGGCGGCGACCCAGAGAUCGUCCGCGAAACUCAGAGGAAGCGGUUUAAAGAUGUGACGCUGGUGGACAAGCUGGUGGCUGCGGACACGGAAUGGAGGAAAUGCCGCUUCACCGCAGACAACCUCAACAAAGCAAAGAACCUCUGCAGCAAGAGCAUCGGGGAGAAAAUGAAGAAGAAGGAGCCAGUCGGGGAUGAUGAGGACGUACCCGAGGAAGCACAGAACGUGGAGUCUCUAACAGCCGAGACACUAUCGGCCCUGACGGUCAGUCAGAUCAAGAAGGUGCGCUUGCUGGUGGACGAGGCGGCGGAGAAAACCGACAGCGAGAGGAUAAGGCUGGAGGCGGAGCGCUUCGAGUACCUGAGGGAGAUCGGCAACCUCCUGCACCCGUCUGUGCCCAUCAGCAACGACGAGGAUGCAGACAACAAGGUGGAGCGCACCUGGGGCGACUGCAGCGCGCAGAAGAAGUACUCCCACGUGGACCUGGUGGUCAUGAUCGACGGCUUCGACGGAGAGCGGGGCGCGGUGGUGGCCGGGAGCAGAGGCUACUUCCUGAAGGGGCCGCUGGUGUUCCUGGAGCAGGCGCUGAUCAACUACGCCCUGAGGAUCCUCCACAGCAAGAAGUACACCAUGCUCUACACGCCCUUCUUCAUGAGGAAGGAGGUCAUGCAGGAGGUCGCGCAGCUCAGCCAGUUUGACGAGGAGCUCUACAAGGUCAUCGGCAAGAGCAGCGAGAAGUCCGACGACAGCUCCAUCGACGAGAAGUACCUGAUCGCCACGUCGGAGCAGCCCAUCGCCGCCUUCCUGAGGGAGGAGUGGCUAAAGCCCGAGGACCUGCCCAUCCGCUACGCCGGCUACUCCACCUGCUUCCGGCAGGAGGUGGGCUCCCACGGCCGGGACACGCGCGGCAUCUUCAGGGUGCACCAGUUCGAGAAGAUCGAGCAGUUCGUGUACGCCUCGCCUCACGACGGGAAGUCCUGGGAGAUGUUCGACGAGAUGAUCGGCACGGCCGAGGAGUUCUACCAGAGCCUGGGCAUCCCGUACCGCAUCGUCAACAUCGUGUCAGGCGCCCUGAAUUACGCAGCCAGUAAGAAGCUGGACCUGGAGGCCUGGUUCCCGGGCUCCGGCGCCUUCAGGGAGCUGGUCUCCUGCUCCAACUGCACCGACUACCAGGCCCGGCGCCUGCGCAUCCGCUACGGCCAGACCAAGAAGAUGAUGGACAAGGUGAGCAGGCGGCGGCGGCGGCAGCGCCUCCUGCUGCCGGGCGGGAGGACGGACGGCUCUCUCCUAACUGUGUGUGUGUGUGUGUUGCAGGCAGAGUUCGUGCACAUGCUGAACGCCACCAUGUGUGCGACCACUCGAGUGAUGUGCGCCAUCCUGGAGAACUACCAGACGGAGGAGGGCGUGGUGGUUCCGGAGGCGCUCCGGCCCUUCAUGCCCCCCGGUCUGACGGAGAUCAUCCGGUUCGUGAAGCCGGCUCCCAUCGAUCAGGAGGUGUCCAAGAAGUCCAAGAAGCAGCAGGAGGGGGGGAAGAAGAAGAAGCAGGGCGGGGGAGGGGGGGAGUCCAACCUGCCCACCGCCAUGGAGACCAUGUCCGUCAACGACUCGUAGACUCGUCUCGUCUCGCCUCAGCAGAGGGGCGGAGCCGGCCUGUCUCUGUCCUGAGAGGAGGAUGUCCAUCACCCCCCCACCCCCACCCUCACCGCCGAGCCGGCCACCACAGCCCCUCCUCAGCCCCUCCAUUCGCUCACAUUCAGUUGAAAACUGUCUUCUCUAAACUCAAACGAGACCAAAAAACCUGGCGCCGAUGAGUGGAACGUCUGGAGCGUCUCGGUGUUUGGUGUCUGCUUCCUGUCUCUGAUCAGCCGUCUGUCUCCGCUCGGUCGAUGGGAGGAUCGGCAUGUGGCGCUCGCUGUAACAAUAAAGACAGUUCACAUGGAGCAU